AUGGUGGAACAACAAGCUAUGAGAAAUGUUCGAGAAGAUGGUCUUUCUCAAUUAGCUUCUGAAACUGUUCAUUAUAAUCCUUUAGAUCUGUCUACUUGGCUUGAAUCUAUGUUUUCUGAGUUUAAUCCUUGUACUACUUUUUAUGAUGAUUCGUCGUCAAGUCUGAUUUUAUUACCUUCACCGAUUGGGUUGGUUAAAUUAUUAAUAAAAAGAAUCGGAUACUGGAUAUCCGAAAUAUCUGAUGCGAAAAUUUCGGAUAUCCGAAGCUUUCAGAUUGGAUAUCGGAUAUCAGAUAUCCUAAUUUCGGAUACGGAUAUCCGAUCCGAAAAUGGAUUUCGGAUCGGAUAUCCUAUCCGUGCUCACCCUAAUUGCCAAUCGGCAAAUCGCUGGUUUUUGAAUCCAUGCUCUCUUCCGUUGCAAUUUGAUGCAGAUUUCAUCAGUUUUGGCUGA
Chenopodium quinoa (quinoa) is the source of this 450-nucleotide messenger RNA. RefSeq lists its product as uncharacterized. The coding region runs from base 1 to 450 and encodes 149 amino acids. NCBI's taxonomy places the organism in Eukaryota, Viridiplantae, Streptophyta, Magnoliopsida, Caryophyllales, Amaranthaceae. The transcript is spliced from 3 exons. The record is from RefSeq and is a predicted model, not a curated record.